Messenger RNA from Selaginella moellendorffii, 1504 nucleotides. RefSeq names its product probable protein S-acyltransferase 14. Bases 448 to 1389 code for a protein of 313 amino acids. Gene Ontology annotation, cellular component: endoplasmic reticulum; Golgi apparatus. Gene Ontology annotation, biological process: peptidyl-L-cysteine S-palmitoylation; protein targeting to membrane. The record is from RefSeq and is a predicted model, not a curated record. The transcript has 7 exons. Lineage: Eukaryota; Viridiplantae; Streptophyta; Lycopodiopsida; Selaginellales; Selaginellaceae. Gene Ontology annotation, molecular function: protein-cysteine S-palmitoyltransferase activity.
AAGCACGCCUCGCGUGUCGGCAUAGGUCCGGCGGAUCAAGACGCCCCCUCCCGUCAAGCGCUGCGCAGCUCGCCUCAUCAUCAUCAUCGUCGUCGUCGGCGCCGCUCGCUUCUCUCAACUCUCCCUAGGUCUAGAAGCAAGGAGAAGACCUAAAGCGCAAAAAGGGAAGGAAAAUGCAAAGGGAAGGGGGGUAUAUUCCUUGGCGGCUGGGAAUGGAAGCGUGAACAGGAGGAGCGAGCACAGGGGCGAAUCUUUCCAGCAUUGUCGGUCACUCUCACAGCAAUCAGCAAUGUGUGCCAAAUCCGGGCGCUGAAUGCGGCGGUGAUGAGAGAGUUCUAGGGUAAUUUGCAGAGGAGGUAGGGCGCGGCCCUCGCGUUGCGCAAUCUGGCCUGUAGCGGCAGUGGCAGCGGCCGCAGCUGGUGGGCAAAGGUUGGUCACAGGAAGUUGAUGGCAUGGAACGCGUUCAAGCUUUGCACCGGUCUCCGGGUCGUGGGAUCCGUCAUGAUCCUGGUGGUUCUGGCCGUUGUCUCCGUCUCCUACUACGCCAUCGUCGUCGCCAAUUACGGCCCCGAUCUGUUCAAGGCUGGAUAUCACGCCCCGGUUGCCGCGCUCGUCAUUGUCGCCUUCCACCUCUUGCUGGCAAUGGUCCUCUGGUGCUAUUUUGCAGUGGUGUUCACGGAUCCAGGGAGCGUCCCCUCGGACUGGAAGCCCGCCUCCGCGAAUGAGGAUAUGGAAGCACAGAACACGCUCCUGUCAUCGCUGCCCGCCAACUCGGCCGCAGUCCUGACCGCGCCCACCACCCAGAUGAGCACCAGCCUCGACAGCUCCAGGAUGCGCUUCUGCCGGAAGUGCUGCCAGUUCAAGCCUCCGCGCUGCCACCACUGCUCCGUGUGUGGACGAUGCGUCCUCAAGAUGGACCACCACUGUGUCUGGGUUGUCAAUUGUGUUGGUGCUCGCAACUACAAGGCGUUUCUACUUUUCCUGUUCUAUACAUUUCUUGAGACAUCACUGGUGUCGCUCUCGCUACUACCACACUUCAUUGCAUUCUUCACAGAUGCUGAUGACGAGCCUGCUCUUCCCGGGACACUUGCGACCACCUUUCUCGCAUUUGUCCUAGAUCUGGCCUUUGCACUCAGCGUACUGGGUUUUCUCAUCAUGCACAUAUCUUUAGUCGCUGGAAACACCACCACCAUUGAGGCUUACGAGAAGAAAGCAACUGCAAGAUGGCGCUAUGACCUUGGGCGUAGAAAGAAUUUCGAGCAGGUUUUUGGCACAAAGAAAUUGUUUUGGUUCCUUCCCAUGUAUGCGGAAGAGGAUGUUAGAAGAAUGCCAGUGUUCAAAGGGCUAGAGUAUCCUGUGAGAUCGGAUAUGGAAGGCCAGGAGUUUUGAAUCAAAAGGCACUUUGUAUUUACCGACUGCUCCUUUAAUUCAACAACACGCGCGCGCGCACACCCAGCAGCUCGCUCGACCGAGACAGUUGGUAUGCUGCGGUUCUUUUUAUCUA